UGCCACCUCUUUGUAGUCUGUUCAUCAUCAUCACCACUUUCGUCGUCUCUCUUAGAAGGCAGCCAUUUGUUUUCAUCUUUUCUCUCAAAAAAAAAAAAAUAGAUAGAUCUCCACAAUAAUAAUAAACCUUUAAUUUUAGUAUACGCAGAAUUACAGAUACAUCGGUGCUUGGAUUUCUGUAAUUCCGAUUUUACCCCUUGGAAGAUUCUAGAAGGCGGGGGAGUAAAAAUUGAUGAAGGUGGAUUUAGGGUUUGAUGGGUGAUCGAUAAUGCCUCAAUUGCGUAGUGGAGUGCGCAAAGGCCGUAACAACAAGAGAGUUACAAGGCAAAGAGGAAAGAAGAAGAAUAGUACAGCGGAGGCUAAGGAGGUUGUACCAGUAGCUAAUGAGGUUGUACUACCAUUAGGUGAAGAGGUAGGAGAAAGAAAUAUGGAUGAGUAUGAAAGUGGAGGAGGACAAAGUGGUGAUAAAGGUUUAGGUGCUGAAGAUGAAGGCAAUACUGCUCCAUUACCUGAAAGGAUCCAGGUUGGUGGAUCGCCAGCAUAUAGGAUUGACAGGAAACUUGGUAAAGGAGGGUUUGGUCAAGUGUAUGUAGGUCGUCGUGCAAACCCACCAAAUCCACAUGAAAGAACUGGGGCAGGAGCUGUAGAGGUUGCAUUGAAAUUCGAGCAUAGAAGCAGCAAAGGUUGUAACUAUGGACCACCUUAUGAGUGGCAAGUCUACAAUGCCCUUGGUGGUAGUCAUGGUAUACCACGCGUACAUUACAAGGGACGUCAAGGUGAUUACUAUAUAAUGGUUAUGGAUAUGCUUGGUCCUAGUUUGUGGGAUGUCUGGAACAAUAAUUCCCACUCGAUGUCUGUUGACAUGGUAGCAUGCAUUGCCAUUGAAUCAAUUUCCAUACUAGAGAAACUGCAUUCCAGAGGGUAUGUGCAUGGGGAUGUAAAGCCUGAAAACUUUCUUCUUGGAACCCCUGGAACUCCUGAUGAAAAAAAAUUGUUUCUUGUUGACCUUGGAUUAGCAACAAGGUGGCGUGAUACUUCUACUGGCUUACAUGUCGAGUAUGAUCAACGGCCUGAUGUCUUCAGAGGAACUGUAAGGUAUGCUAGUGUGCACGCUCACCUGGGAAGGACUGGAAGCCGGAGGGAUGAUUUAGAGUCACUGGCUUACACACUCAUCUUUCUUCUCCGAGGCCGGCUGCCUUGGCAGGGAUACCAGGGCGAGAACAAAGGUUUCCUUGUCUGUAAGAAAAAGAUGGCAACUUCUCCAGAAACUCUUUGCUGCUUCUGCCCUGCUCCGUUUAGGCAGUUUGUGGAAUAUGUUGUGAACUUGAAGUUUGACGAGGAGCCUAACUAUGCUAAGUAUAUCUCCUUAUUUGAUGGAGUAGUAGGUCCAAAUCCGGACAUCAGGCCAAUCAACACUGAUGGUGCACAAAAGCUUAUUUACCAAGUUGGGCAGAAAAGAGGAAGAUUGACAAUGGAAGAAGAAGAUGAUGAACAGCCGAAGAAGAAGGUUCGCAUGGGAAUGCCUGCGACACAAUGGAUCAGUGUUUACAAUGCUCGUCGCCCAAUGAAGCAAAGGUAUCACUAUAACGUUGCUGAUAUGAGGCUAGCUCAGCACAUUGAGAAAGGAAAUGAGGAUGGACUAUUUAUCAGCAGUGUGGCAUCUUCUUCGAACUUGUGGGCCCUAAUCAUGGAUGCGGGAACUGGGUUCAGCUCCCAAGUUUAUGAAUUAUCACCCUUUUUUCUUCACAAGGAAUGGAUUAUGGAGCAAUGGGAGAAGAAUUAUUAUAUUAGUGCCAUAGCUGGAGCUAAUAAUGGGAGCUCAUUAGUUGUAAUGUCAAAGGGUACGCAGUAUCUGCAGCAGUCAUACAAAGUCAGCGAGUCUUUUCCAUUUAAGUGGAUAAACAAAAAAUGGAGAGAGGGGUUUUAUGUCACUGCCAUGGCAGCUGCAGGAAGCAGAUGGGCAAUUGUUAUGUCCCGUGGGGCUGGUUUCUCUGAGCAGGUGGUGGAAUUAGAUUUUCUCUAUCCUAGUGAGGGGAUCCACAGGAGAUGGGAUGCUGGUUAUAGGAUUACAUCGACUGCAGCCACAUGGGAUCAAGCUGCUCUUGUUCUAAGUGUUCCAAGAAGGAAACCUGCAGAUGAAACACAAGAGACACUUCGUACUUCUGCUUUUCCUAGCGCUCAUGUCAAGGAGAAAUGGGCAAAAAAUCUUUACCUUGCAUCUGUCUGUUAUGGGCGAACUGUUUCUUGAGGCACCAAGGUUUGGCAGCUAAUUUUCCUUGGUGCCAUGAGAUAACCCUGAAUGUGCCUUGAGCAACUGCCUGCUUAUUUUUCUAACAAAUGGAGAAGAAUAGACGGCACUUGUUUCAUGCUUGUCAAAUCGGCUUUUCUUCUCAUUUGGUGAUGCUAUUUGCAAAAUCCAUUGCCGUCAAUGUGUGUGAAUAUUAGUAUAGGCAGUUUAUGAGCUAGGAUGGGAGUAAUUUACAAAUUUGUUAAAGAUUGUACAUAUUGAAGAAUAAUUAGUUUUCAGAUGCAAGCCAAACAGGAUAUUUUGUAGUAUUAUGAACCCUGCAAUUUAAUAUUUUGUGAAGGAGUUUGAACACUGGUA
Lycium ferocissimum is the source of this 2605-nucleotide messenger RNA. Its product is annotated as casein kinase 1-like protein HD16. Gene Ontology annotation, cellular component: nucleus; cytoplasm. Gene Ontology annotation, molecular function: protein serine/threonine kinase activity; ATP binding. Bases 269 to 2248 code for a protein of 659 amino acids. NCBI's taxonomy places the organism in Eukaryota, Viridiplantae, Streptophyta, Magnoliopsida, Solanales, Solanaceae. The transcript has 16 exons. The record is from RefSeq and is a predicted model, not a curated record. Gene Ontology annotation, biological process: signal transduction; peptidyl-serine phosphorylation; endocytosis.